Molecule: messenger RNA, 921 nt
Organism: Rhopalosiphum maidis (corn leaf aphid)
Lineage: Eukaryota; Metazoa; Arthropoda; Insecta; Hemiptera; Aphididae
Exons: 4
Coding region: 142-618 (158 amino acids)
Source: RefSeq, a predicted model, not a curated record
CUAUUACUACCCCCCCAUCCCCAUACUUCGCAACUGCAGCUUCAGCAGUAGUCACACACUGUCAUCUGCCCGCCGACAAUAUUAUACGCAUAUUCGUACCUGGGCCGACCAGACCUACCCAUCAACAACCCCUUGCACAGAAUGACACCUACAAUACAAUGUUUUGACGACCAAUCAAUGCAAAUUCCACCUGUUUCGGUUCUAUGCAAUAAUAUGUUUUUUCAAGAAAAUCACCACCAGCUGACGUCUACCUCCGAUAAAACGAAUUCAAGGCCUGAUGUUCGAACUAACCAUCAAUGGACCCCUUAUCUAAGGAAUCAUUCAACGUUUAGUAGUAAAAGAAACAUCUACGCUUCAGCAUUAAAGCCGGAGGACGUGAAGAGGUUACUGCGACGGGAUAACGAAUCACCGUCUGUGGCGACUGCGGCGGUCACCGAAGAGCAUUUGAACGCUAUACGCAAGAGACAAGCUUUAUUGCUAGUCACCAUCCAGACGAUGACACUGUUCCACCACAACCAAAUAUUGGAACAUAAGCUGUCGGCGUUACACAGGAAGGUAGUGCAGGUCCAGAACAGGCAGAGGCAGAGGAACAUCAGAUCCGCCGUCGCCGAGGAAUAAUAAUAUUGCUGUAAUCGUCGUCACCGUACACAUAUGUAACAUAUGAUGAAAAGGAAGAGGACGAAAGGGACGUCAUUGGCCACGGAAGUCACUUCGGGCUAAUUUUUAGUCUAAAUUACGGUAUAACGGACAACACAUGCAUACACACACAUACCACUCGCACGUAAAAUAAGGAAUUAUUGUAUCUAUAGGUCGAUUAUAUUAUAAUUUAAUUAUUCAUAUAAUUGUUAUUAUUAUUACCUAUUAUGAGUAAUAGAAGUAAAUAUAGGUACCUAUUACCUACCUAUUCGUUUAUAUGAAGUG